AGCAAGAGGGUCUAAAAGAAACUUAAGUGAGCCCAUCUCGCACGUCACAACAAUUACAAGUAUUUAGGGUUUAUUGGAAGGGUUUUUUCAUGUUAAGGUAAACAACUGCUGCUUUUGGUUCCAGUUCAGCCCUAGCAGAAAUAUAAAGAGCUCAAAAAAUGGAUAAAAGCAUGUUAGGUGAUUUGGAUAAUCUUCCUGAAGCAGACAAGCUUAAAAUGGCUUCUAUGAUUGACCAGCUCCAAAUCCGUGACAGCUUGAGAAUGUAUAAUUCCCUGGUGGAAAGAUGUUUCACGGGCUGUGUAGACACUUUCAAACGUAAAACAUUAGACAAACAAGAGGAGACCUGUAUUACGCGAUGUGCUGAGAAGUUCUUGAAGCAUUCAAUGCGUGUUGGUAUGAGGUUCGCAGAGCUUAACCAAGGUGCAGCAACACAAGAUUAAGAUGAUUCCUAUUAUAUGCAUGCAAUCCACCUUCUCCAUUACCUGAAGUAUUUAUCUUCUUUAAAGAGUUUCUUGACAAGGAAAAGGAGUAGAAGUUCCUAACACAGCCUUUAUUUUUUAUAUUUAACACAUUUCCUAGCAAAGAGGUAUUACUAAAAUGUUCAUUUGUUUCUCAAAUCCAGGAAUUCUGGAGUUAGAACGAGUUUUUAGUAAACUUGAAUUUAGUCUUGUGUCUAUAUUGAAGAGUACUUGCGAAUUGCGAUCAAAAUUGCAUUCUUUUUGUGGCUGUGUUUGAGAAAAUAAUGUGGUAAUGGCUACUCAGAGACCUUUGUUCCUU
Messenger RNA from Nicotiana attenuata, 777 nucleotides. Its product is annotated as mitochondrial import inner membrane translocase subunit Tim9. The transcript is spliced from 2 exons. The record is from RefSeq and is a predicted model, not a curated record. The coding region runs from base 159 to 440 and encodes 93 amino acids. Lineage: Eukaryota; Viridiplantae; Streptophyta; Magnoliopsida; Solanales; Solanaceae.